UGAAACUACCAAAAAGCCUAGUCCAGAGAGCGUAUCACAGGCUUUUAUAUCACUCUAGGUCUCCCGUUACAUCAGAGCAAAUUUCUGAAAAAUUGGAUCGAAUUGAGGCUUAUUUGUAUCAUACAUUAGAG
Acaulospora morrowiae is the source of this 131-nucleotide messenger RNA. NCBI's taxonomy places the organism in Eukaryota, Fungi, Glomeromycota, Glomeromycetes, Diversisporales, Acaulosporaceae. The record is from the annotation of a GenBank genome assembly.